Molecule: messenger RNA, 3876 nt
Organism: Drosophila arizonae
Lineage: Eukaryota; Metazoa; Arthropoda; Insecta; Diptera; Drosophilidae
Gene: ckn
Product: CRK like proto-oncogene, adaptor protein
Biological process (GO): cell surface receptor protein tyrosine phosphatase signaling pathway; axonogenesis
Cellular component (GO): axon; focal adhesion
Molecular function (GO): signaling adaptor activity; protein phosphatase binding
Source: RefSeq, a predicted model, not a curated record
GCUAAGUGGUUGCGUUGGUUCGCGUCGCUUUGUCGCGCAGAUCAGAUUUUGUGAUUAAAAACGCAUAAAUUAAUUGAUCAUAUUAAAACAUACAGCUAAUAAAUGUUUGCAAUAAAAGCACAAAAAAUUGUAUAAAUUAAAUCCAAUGUGAGCUGCGAGCACAAAAUUAGUUAAAAUAACGAGUUCACAACUAAGAAAAUGGCGGCGUAGCAAACAAUAAAAAGUAGCGACAGCAACAACAACUCGGGAACAACUACGUAAGCAGCGCAGCUUAAUAAACUCUUUUCGGCUGCACAAAAAAUUAAUCUGGUUUUAUGUUUUACUUUUAUGAGUCGCGCGCGCGCCAUUUGUAUCUGUGCAUUUGUGUGCGUGAGUGUGAGUGAAAGAGUGCUGGAAGAAAAUACCAUAAAAACAGGCAACGACAAAUACAAUAAUUAAUGCCCUGUUACAGUUUUUACAUUUGUUUACUUUUGUGUGUCAACUUUCGUCGCGGUUGUGUUUUAAUGUGAUUAACUUGCUCUUUGUUAUUGGUCUUUUUUGUUGGAAAUUGAAAGAGGCAAACAGUGAGAAAAAUAGAUUUUCCAUACAAACUAAAGGAGUCGCUGCAGCUAAUUUGGCCAGCGCGGCCAGCAGUCACAGAAGCGCGCCAUGCAUCGCUCACUGAAGCCGCACGCAUCGACGGCACAAGCUAAAAAGGUACAGCCGCCCACAAUACCAGGAGAUCAACAGCCGACGCCCGGCUCACCCCUUGGCGGACAUCAUCAGCCCCUGAUACCGCUCUACCGGCUGAGCGGGCCACUGCGACACCAUCAACAGCAACAACAGCAGCAGCAGCAGCAGCAGCCACAACAGCAUCUACAACAUCUUCAGCAACUGGACGAUGGGAUUGGGAGCAUGAGUGGGAGCAGCAUUGUCUCGUCGCCCUCGCUGGAGGAGGGCGGCUUCAAUCUGCCGCGCGAGACGAGCGUGGCGCUGCGCCUAAAGGAUGAGCCAAUCGUUGGCGCUGGAGUAACUGCAGCAGCAGCAGCGGCAGCAGCUGCAGGUGUUAGCUCUGGCAGCAAACAGGCUCCGGCGCAGACGACGCUGCCGCCCAGCAUUGUGGCCUGUCCACCGCCCGUAUUCUGCGCGACGCUGCGCGAGCCGCUCACCCACAAGGCGGCGGUCUACUAUCACCAGCAGCUGGCGCUGCAGGAGGAUCAGGGCAUUGAUCUGACCCAAUCGCCUGGUCGCGAUUCGCCUGGCUCAUCGUCGGGCUCGGCCGGUUCGGGGUCGCGGCACAGCACCGCCAGCUUGGACUCGGGUCGUGCCUCAUCAUAUUUAACGGGCGUCUCCUCAUCGGGCGCCUCGAUACGUGCGCCGCUCUCCUCGCCCCGCUGCAGCUCCGUCAGCUCCUGCUCGAUCGGCAGCGUGGAUCGGCAGCGCAACGAUGAGCUCAUCAUCGAUUGGCUGCUCGAAAUGAAGCACGAGGAGUACGCUCAGCUAUUCAUAGCCGCCGGCUACGAUUUGCCAACAAUUGCACGGAUGACACCCGAGGAUCUCACCGCCAUCGGCAUCAAGAAUCCGCAUCAUCGCGAACGCAUCAAGCAGCGCAUCGACAAGCUGCAGGUGCUCGACAACCUGCCACACUUUGUGCCGGGUUCAAUUGAGGAAUGGCUGCAGCUGUUGCGCCUGGAGGAGUACAUACAGCCGCUGCUCGAGCAGAACUACAAGACAGUGCGCGAUGUCACCCAAGUGACCUGGGAGGAUCUCGAGGACAUUGGCAUUGUCAAGCUGGGCCAUCAGAAGAAAAUAUUGCUGGCCAUCAAGCGGGUCAAGGACAUUAUCAGCGGCAAGUGGAAUCCCGGCGGCGCCAAUGCCUAUCAGCAACAGGAAUACCAGCGCAAGCCCUGGCAAUUCAACGUGCCCAUACCCAGUACGCCAUCCUAUGUGCCAACGACGCGCGUCUCCUGGGACGACACAAAGAUCUAUGCGACGAGCGCGAACAGCGCGAAUGCCUUGGCCAAUGGGCUGAAUGGCUGCCACAGAAGUGGCCUGGGCACUGUGGGUGGGGGCGAUGCCUACUACUGCACGGGCAGCAAUCACGAGUGCUGCAACGGCAACGAUGUGGUGCUCAUUAAGGUGCGUCAGCCACGUGGCAAGAGCCUGGAAUCGCUCGAGGAUAUCCACGACAACAGCACGCGCAGCCAUUUGACCUUUAGCCACUAUACGACCACGGACUAUGGACAUUUCGGGCCGCCCACGACAGCGGCAGCAGCAGCAGCCAUGGCAGCUGCCGCCUCACUGCAACAGCAGCAGCAGCAGCAUCAUCAGCUGCUGCAACAGCAGCAGCAGCAGGCGGCUGCAGCACGUCUGCUGGGCAGCAAUGCGGCAGCCAUGGCCUGGCGACGUUCCUACGACGAUGGCGACAUAACACCCACCAACGAUGCCACGCGCGAGCUGCUCUACGAGGAGGGCGGCGGCACGCUGCCACGGCAGCAGCGCGGCAUACUGCAACGCGCCGUGCUGAAUACGAUGCCGCCACUGGAGCAUCAUCACUACAUGAAUGCGGCGGCGGCGGCCGAGUAUGUGACAGCCGGUGGUGCUGAUGGUGCAACAUCCUAUUUGAGCGGCAGCCCCUUGACGGGCAAGAAGAUUGCGCCGGAGCCGCCGCGGCGUCACUGCAGCAUACGCAAUUCCCGGCAGUUGAGCACGGAUGGCUCGCAGCAGGCGCCAGUUGCCGGAGUGAACCAACAGCAGCAGCAGCAGCAACAGCAACAGCAGCAGCAACAACAGCAGCAGCAACAGCACAUGUUCUAUGGCCACACGGCACAGCACUGGCAGCAGCAGCAGCAGGCGGCCGGCCUGAAUGCCCAGCAGCAGCCGAUCUAUGCCAACUAUGCGACCAUACAGCAGACAACGGCCGAGAUACACUGCGAGAAGUAUCAUGACAAUAAAUCGAAUUCCAGCAUCGAUUCGAUUGAUACGAUACCGUUUGCCAAUGAGAACACCGGCACCAUCAAGCAGCGUCUGCUCAAUCGCCAGGAGCUGCCGGGCAUCGGCGGUGCAGCGGGAUCGAGUGCUGGACAUCAUGCGGCCGGCACGCAUCUGCAUUCCUCCAGCUCCAGUUCCAGUUCGUCGUCGACGAACACCAUUGCCAAUAUAGCGCACUCGUUCCACUCGCUGAAAUCUUCCAGUUCGCUGCACGAUGCCACAAUGGCGCGCAGCGACAGCAUGAAUAGCACCGCAAGCGCUGGCAGCAGCGCGCUGCACUUGCGCUCACCCACCCUAGAUAUGGCCAGUGGUGCUGGCAGUGGCAUCAUUGAGUCUGCCUCAUCACCAGAGCCAACGGCAGCUGUGCCAGCAGGAGUCACUUCUGCUGCUGCUGCUGCUGCACCGACCACUGUCAAUGCGGUGCCGCCAAAGGUGUCGGUCAAUGUGCUCAACGACAUUGGCAACAUGUUGGCCAAUUUAACAGAUGAGCUCGACGCCAUGCUCGAGGAGGAGAAGCGAGUGGGUCUCAACAUAGACAGUGAGUAAGGGCAGAGGCGCGCUCCGCCAUCGCAGCAGCAACAACAAACAAUCCGAACACAGAAAGUUUCCUUAAGAUGAACACCCGCAACUCGUGUCCCGAGCAACAUUCACGUAGUGUAGCUGAAUUGUUUGUAAACGUAAACAUAAACGUGUAAUGUGUUUUUUUUAGUUUGCUGUCCCGCGUCGAUUUACAGUUAUGUUUUUAUAUCAUUUGUCUAGUUCUUAUUGAUGUCUUAGUUAUAAUUGAAUUGCCUAAGUCGAAAGGCUCUGCAUAGGUGCAUCAAAUGUAGUUAUAUCAAUAAUUGGUCUACUUAUGUUAUGGCAGUCUUAGAGCUGAACUAAAUUUAGUUAAUUAUCUGUUAAACU